Molecule: messenger RNA, 1176 nt
Organism: Theileria annulata
Lineage: Eukaryota; Apicomplexa; Aconoidasida; Piroplasmida; Theileriidae
Product: histone acetyltransferase, GCN5-like, putative
Exons: 1
Coding region: 1-1176 (391 amino acids)
Molecular function (GO): protein binding
Source: RefSeq, a predicted model, not a curated record
AUGAAUAAUAAUAAGAACCAGAUUGGUGAUAUCGGAUCAUCACAAGCUUCAGUAAACUCAAACUGGAAUUUCAUACCAGAAGAUGAACUUAAAGAACAACUCAGAAAGUUUAAAUACACAUAUGUCGAAGCAAUAAAUAAACUUAUAAAGUUUGAUAAACAGAGAAUAUUCAGAUUCCCAGUGGAUACGAAUAUUGUCACGGAUUAUUACAAAUAUAUUAAACAUCCGAUGGAUUUUGAAACAAUGUUAAAUAAAAAUGAUGAACAAGUGUAUAAAGAUGAUAUCAGAGUUUUCGACAAUGAUGUAAAGCUGAUAAUUGAAAACUGCAAAACAUACAACUCACCAGAUACAGUAUUUUACGAAGCGGCAGUAAAGCUCGAGGAGUUUUAUAACAGAAUGAGGCCGAUUUUGACUAAAAGAAUUAACACAAUUUGUAAUCUACUCAAUAGAAAGAUCCUUUCAAACACCAAAUCGAGGAACAAACCAAUAAUUCAAAGAGGUUUAACACCACCAUUACAGAGUACCUCUUCACGCUCUUUUGAGAUUCCAGUAACUAACCUGGGUAAAUCUGAAACAUCUUUACUAUCUUUCCCGUCAACAGAGUCAAUAUCAUCUCAAGACGCAAAGGCAGAAUAUGUCGAUAUUUCUACACUUCCCAUAAUUAAGAGGAAGAGAAAGAAGGGAGACCUCCUUAAACAAAGACCCUCAACUAAUUUAAAUGAACUCAUUGACCCACUGUCAACUGUAAUCCAGUUGGCACUUACAGUUUCUCGACUCAGUAACGAGACUUUUGGGAAACUAAUGUCCAAUUUUAAUGGUCUUCCAAGGCUUUUAAACUCACUAGAUGUGGCGCACCACCAACUCUCACUCACCAAUUACACCGGGGGUAACUGGGACAGGAAAUCCCUUAACAGGCUAAAACGAGUAAUUAACAACUUUGAAUGGAAGAGGAGUUUUGAUUUUCAAAUGCCGAAUGGCAGGAAUCAUCUGUAUCAGAAGAUUCAGCUACUACUUGGGAGGAUCCAGAGGAACAGUUACAAACGCACUGUUGAGAAGUUCAUAGGCGCUGAAAACUUAAAACUUAUCAACCAAGUUAUUCCUAACCUCUCCAAUACUCUUAAUGAGCUCUCCUUGCCUUAUCAAAUGCUCUUUAAUGAUUAUGAUCUUAGAUUUUAA